Pistacia vera is the source of this 384-nucleotide messenger RNA. RefSeq names its product F-box/LRR-repeat protein At3g48880-like. Bases 1 to 384 code for a protein of 127 amino acids. The transcript has a single exon. NCBI's taxonomy places the organism in Eukaryota, Viridiplantae, Streptophyta, Magnoliopsida, Sapindales, Anacardiaceae. The record is from RefSeq and is a predicted model, not a curated record.
AUGGGUCCUUUUGAUGUUCUUUUUGCUUCUACGAUAGUCAAAUUUCUUCCAAAUUUGAAGGUUUUGAGCUUGAGAUGCUCAUUGAUAGUUAAGGAUGGCCUAUUGCUUAUAUUGGAUGACCUACCAAAUCUGGAAGUUCUCAACAUCUCGCAUAGUCUUCUUAUAGAAGGUCCACUUCUUUCUCCUGUGAUGCCCGAAAAAAUUAUUAAGAAGCCAGAUAAAAUUAUUUUGGAAAAGGUUGCUCGAUUACGUGACUUCUUAACAUGUAUUGAGCACUCGUGCAUCAUGUGCCAGCUUACUCAAAGUGAUGAAGGCUUUAUGAGAUGGUACAAGUAUGAAGAAGGUCUAUGGAAAAUGGAUGAGGCAAGGUCUCUUGCUCUUUGA